Messenger RNA from Helianthus annuus (common sunflower), 1848 nucleotides. Its product is annotated as trimethylguanosine synthase. The record is from RefSeq and is a predicted model, not a curated record. Bases 191 to 1699 code for a protein of 502 amino acids. Gene Ontology annotation, cellular component: nucleus. Gene Ontology annotation, biological process: 7-methylguanosine cap hypermethylation; 7-methylguanosine RNA capping. Gene Ontology annotation, molecular function: protein binding; RNA cap trimethylguanosine synthase activity. Lineage: Eukaryota; Viridiplantae; Streptophyta; Magnoliopsida; Asterales; Asteraceae. The transcript is spliced from 9 exons.
UUCAGCUGCCUAGGGUUUUAAUAAGGUUUUAGUUGUAUACAAAAAGCGACCGAGAAGGUUCGUAUCGUCGCUCAACUACACACGGUUGUCGUCCCCUGACGUCAAUCCAUCGUCAGCACAAUCUACCGCUUCAAAUUCGAGCCCUAAUUCCCUUCAAUUCGUCGUUGACAGAGCACCCAAUUUCGAAGUUAUGGGAGAUUGCGAUGAUAAAGGCGAACUUGAAGACUAUCCUGCAAUCAAAGCACUUGGAUCCCUCUUUAAGCUCACUCAAGUCCACUUCUGGGUUGAUAUUUCUACCGGGAUGCCAUAUGGUUCAACUUCUCUUGACUCCUCAAAAACAGUGAAGGACGAUGAUAAUUUGUGUGUUUCAGAAAGUAAUUCUUCACAUGUUGAUACUGAAUUAUCAAGGCAGAUGAAUGAACUUGGACUUCCUCUUUCCUUCUGCACAAACAAGGAGAAACGGAAAGGAAAAGUCAAAGGAAAGAGGAAGGAUGCCCAAAAUAAAGUUUUGCAUACCUAUGAGGAAACCACAUGUGAAGUUUUUGAUUCUGUUGAAGUGAAAGAGGUCGGUGAUAUACAUAUUGAUAACAAUGAGGAGAAUUCAAACAGUGGACGUCUAGACGAGAGAUUAGGAGAUCCUUUGGUUGCUAAUCAAACGCCCGAACUUGAGCAGAUCUGCAGUAACAUAAACGGCGAAUUACAUUCUCUAACACCUGAUAAUUGUCAUCCAAUUCAUAACGGAAGCAACGGUGAAUUUGGAGACUGGAUGGCAUGUUGGGAUGAAUUCUACGAAAGAAACUACUAUUACAAUUGUAAAACACAGGAGUCAACAUGGGACCCACCUCCAGGAAUGGAACCAUUAGCUUCUGUUUAUAUGCCAAACGAAUCAAAAGAAAUGGCUCUUACUUCGUCUACAAUGGAUGAUACUACUAAUAUAACCAAUUAUGAGCUCAACAAAAGAAAAAAGAAAGUAAGACAAAGGAGGGCACGCAGGAAAUCAUCUGCCGAAAGUAAAGUUUUCAUAGAGCUUGAAUAUGAGAUGUUAAUGGAAGAAGUUUCUCCGGUUAUUAGCAAGUAUUGGUGCCAAAGAUACAUACUUUUCUCUAAAUAUGACGAUGGUAUACAAAUGGAUGAAGAAGGUUGGUUUUCAGCGACUCCCGAAUGCAUAGCAAAUCAUCACGCUUUUCGUUGCGGCAGUGGCAUUAUUGUUGAUUGUUUCACCGGAGUUGGCGGGAAUGCCAUCCGAUUUGCACAAAGAAGCACCCACAUUAUUGCUAUCGAUAUUGAUCCAAAGAAGAUCGAGUAUGCACAACAUAAUGCAGCCGUUUAUGGAGUCACCGAUCUUAUAGAAUUCAUAACAGGCGACUGUUUCAUUCUAGCCCAAAAGUUAAAGGCCGAUGUUGUAUUCUUGUCUCCGCCUUGGGGAGGACCGGAGUAUGCUAAAGCAAGAAACUUUGACAUCAAUACUAUGCUCAAGCCACAUGACGGGCAGUUUCUUUUCAAUGUGGCUAAAGAAGUAGCUCCGAGAAUUGUUAUGUUUCUUCCAAGAAAUGUUGACUUGGACCAACUAGCUGAGUUGUCGUUGUCUGCUAAUCCUCCGUGGACACUCGAGGUGGAGAAGAAUUUUGUAAAUGGCAAAUUGAAGGCUAUUACUGCCUACUUUACCGAUCCAUCAUUGUGUAGAGCAAGCUCAUUGUGAUUGUGGUUGAUAAUGGUAAAAGACCUUUGUAUUAUAGAUUACAUGUUAUGCCUAUAUAUGUAUGUAUACAUAGAGAUGUCAACAUUGACACAUUGUUUUGUUUGAAAAACAAUAGUUUUGGGAUAAGAGAUUGGAAAUCUGGUAGUUUU